Scomber japonicus (chub mackerel) is the source of this 2056-nucleotide messenger RNA. RefSeq names its product nuclear factor 7, brain-like. The record is from RefSeq and is a predicted model, not a curated record. NCBI's taxonomy places the organism in Eukaryota, Metazoa, Chordata, Actinopteri, Scombriformes, Scombridae. The transcript is spliced from 6 exons. The coding region runs from base 1 to 1557 and encodes 518 amino acids. Gene Ontology annotation, molecular function: zinc ion binding; protein binding.
AUGGCGGAAGCCUGCGCGCUUGAGGAACUACAGUCUGAGCUCACCUGCCCGGUGUGUCUGGAGUUGUUCUGUGAUCCGGUUAUCCUCGAGUGUGGACAUCACUUCUGCCAGGUGUGCAUCAUCCAGUGCUGGGAAGCCAAGGCGGACGAGCAGUCGAACUGUCCAAAGUGCAGAAAGUCGUGCGCCCGUAAACUGCGACCCAACUCUCUCCUGUGCAACGUCGUGGACAGUGUGCGCAGAGCCCGGGUCAUGGAUGCAGCCGCGGGGACAAUCGGGUGUGACCCGGUAGUUGGUACGCUGGAGGAGCCGGAGGAACGGGAGCCCGGGUCCAGCAUGAGCAGCGUGGCCUCGUCCAUCGGGUUCUGGCCGCGUCUUAGUGUGGAUAUGUGCGAGGAGCAUGAGGAGAAGCUGAAGCUUUACUGUGAGGACGAUCAGCUGCCCAUCUGUCUGGUUUGUGGCAUGUCCCGGGACCACAAAACCCACAAUGUCAUCCCCAUUAACGAGGCUUUUGAAAACUACAAGGACAAGCUGUCUGUCGCUUUGGAGAGGGUCGAGCAGCAGACAGAGGAGGCCUCACUCUUCCAAAAAAACACCAAUGAAAAGAUCCUCCUCAUUAAGGAGCAAGCAGGCGAUCUGGAGGAGCUGGUUACAGCAGAGUUCAGCCGUCUGAAGGACUUCCUUCUGGAGGAGGAGGAGCGCAUAAAGGGGAGACUGCAGAAGCAGAAAGUGGAGAAGCUCAACCAGCUGGAGGAGGCGCUCACUGAAGCCACAGAGCAAAUCAGCCAACUGGAAACUACAGCUGACCAACUCCGCCUCAAACUGAGGGAAGAAGAAAACCCGGAGCAACUCAAGGGAAUUAAAGAUUUCAUUGGGGGGGCUGAGAGCUUGUUUGAGCGCCCCCCAGAGGUGAGUGUGGAUCUGCAGUCUGGAGAGUUCCUGGGACCUCUACAGUACAGGACAUGGAGGAAAAUGAGCUCAAUUUUUCAGCCAGCUGCGACAGCGGUGUUGCUUGACCCAGACACGGCCUACCCCUGCCUCUGGGUUUCUUCGUGUGGUACCAGCGUCCAGGUGGGCAAAAUUCAGCCCAACCUGCCCAACAACCCAGAACGCUUCACCCGCUACAACAUUGUCCUUGGCUCUGAAGCCUUCUCAUCAGGCCGACACUACUGGGAGGUGGAGGUGGGCUCCAAGACAGCAUGGGGUCUGGGUGUGGCCUUAGCCUCUGUCAACAGGAAGGAGGAGAUCAGCCUCUGCCCAGAUGAUGGCUUUUGGACACUGGUGCUGAGGGACAACGGAAAUGGCACCAGUGAGUAUGAAGCAUGCACUAACUCAGAGGAGUGCUUGCUUUAUCCCUCCAAACCCCCCAGGAGGGUAGGGGUAUAUCUAGACUAUGGUCGUGGCGAAGUGUCUUUUUAUGAUGCCGGAGACAUGAGCCACCUCUUCACCUUCUAUGAUGCAAAAUUCAAAGAGCCUGUUUUCCCGUACUUCAACCCCUGGCCAAUUAUCAACGGACACAACUGGGAGCCGCUCACCAUAGUAACGCCACACUGGCGAUAGAUGUUCUUUUUAUACUGAUGCUCUCCAUCAGCUGGUUUAGAUUAAAACUGUGGAAAGAGAUUUAGCAGCUAAUAACUGUGCAGCUGUGGAGCUGUACUCUCUCAUGAGCCUUCACAGUGUUAACUAUUUGUCUUGAAAGUGUUUUCUAUAUAAAUUACAUGAUGAUGAUAAAUGGGUAACCUUGUCUUACAUUCAUGUAAGAAUGGGCUGAAGACAAACUACUAAAUCACAAGACAAAUUACACUUUAAAGGACAUGCCUGAUGAUAUAUUGUAUUGUUCUCAUUGUCAAAAAAUCCCAUGAAAAGAUCAAAAACAAGUUUUGUCUGUGUAGCCAAAACUUUAUGAAUCGAAUUCCUUAAUUGUUGUCCAAAACCAAUAAAAACUAUUUACCAAUACAUUACUUAAGUGGCUGACAUGCUUAUAUGUCAGUCUCACAUACACCGUCAAGCUGCUGUAAAGCCACCAGUACAUCAAACAUAAAUUCAUCCGCACCUGAAA